CGCACCCAGCCCAAAAGCUUUGUGUUUUUACAGAUAUUAACCAUGUUUCCUGUUUAAAAAGAAAAAACAGCAACAAUGUAGGAGAAUAAGAGAAACAUUCUUCCAAAAAAGACAUCAUUUUGAUUAUUUUAUCUCAUUGGAAUGUUGGAUAAUAUAGUCUGCUUCAUUAAUCAUCAAGCAUGCUAUGGAUUUCCCACUUUUAUAGGAUCUGUAUCUCAGUUCAGGUAAUACUGGUAAUUUUUGUACAGUAUUUGAAGAUGAAAAAUAUAGGCCAAAAUCACAGACCUUGCAUAGAAGCUGGUUAAUGAAGACAGCUCUGGAGGAACACAUAGAUACACACAGAGAGACACACACAUAUAUAUAAAGUAUACACACAUAUGUUUUUUAAAGUUUUAAAGGUUUUAAAGCCAAAGCCAGCGCUUCCCAUCUCCCAGAGCGGGCGGCCCCUCCCCUGUCUCAGAGUGGGUGGGGACAGCGGUUGCAUGGGCAGCUUUCCUGAUGAGCCACAGGUCCCUCUGGACACACUGCUGCCUGGCCACGCCCCCUUUCCUUUUCAUCUUUCUCAUUGACCAAUGGGCUUGGAGCAUUAAGGCCACGCCCCUAUUCUGCAUUCUACUGUGGCCCUGGUUACGCCUCCUCUGGGUCAGUUAGGCAGCUGCCUGUUAGGUGACUGGACGUUUUGAUCAGCGCUUGCUGGGAGUUUGCUGACGUGGCCCCAACUCCGCCUCCCUCCCCACCCCACAAUGGCAGAAGAAACUCGACAGAGUAAAUUAGCUGCAGCCAAGAAAAAGUUCAAAGAAUAUUGGCAGAGAAACCGCCCUGGUGUUCCAGCAGCAGCGAAGAGGAACAGGAAAGCAAAUGGCAGUAGCCCUGAGACAGCCGCUUCUGGUGGUUGCCACUCAUCUGAGGCUUCCUCCUCCGCCUCCUCCUCUCUGCAUGCACCUCAGAGCCCGUGCCAAGAACAAGCAGCAGUCCUGGACUCGAGGUCCAUAAAAAUCAGUCGACUGAAUGACACCAUCAAAUCUUUGAAACAACAGAAGAAACAAGUGGAACAUUAGCUGGAAGAAGAAAAGAAAGCAAACAACGAGAGACAGAAAGCCGAAAGGGAGCUAGAGGGUCAAAUCCAGAGAUUGAACAUAGAGAAAAAGAAACUAAAUAUGGACCUGUACCACAUGGAACGUUCUCUCAGAUACUUUGAAGAAGAGUCCAAGGACCUGGCCGUCCGCCUGCAACGUUCAUCGCAGCGUAUAGGAGAGUUAGAGUGGUCUCUCUGUGCUGUCGCCGCCACACCGAAGAAGAAGCCGGAUGGGUUCUCGAGCCGCAGUAAAGCACUUCUCAAGUGGCAGUUAGAGCAGUCCAUACGGGAGCAGAUACUGCUGAAAGGACACGUGACACAGUUGAAGGAGUCGCUUAAAGAAGUCCAGCUGGAGAGAGAUCAAUAUGCUGAACAAAUAAAAGGGAGGGCCCAGUGGCAGCAGAGGAUGAGGAAAAUGUCGCAGGAGGUUUGCACACUGAAGACAGAGAAGGAGCAUUAUACGCAUCGGGUAGAGGAGCUGGAGAGGAGCUUGUCCAAACUCAAAAACCAGACGGCUGAGCCACUGCCCCCGGAUCCCGCAGCAGUGUCCUCUGAGGUGGAGCUGCAAGACCUGAGGAAGGAGCUGGGGAGAGUGGCAGGAGAGCUCCAGGCUCAGGUGGAAAACAAUCAGCGCAUCAGUCUCCUGAACCGUGGGCAAAAGGAGAGCCUUCACGAGCAGGAGGAGAGGCUUCGGGAACAGGAGAAGAGGCUUCAGCAGCUGGCCGAGCCACAGAGCGACUUGGAGGAGCUGAAGAACGAGAACAAGAGCGCACUGCAGUUGGAGCAGCAAGUAAAGGAGCUGCAGGAGAAGCUGGGCCAGGUGACGGAGAUGCUCACCUCGGCCGAGAAGGAGCCAGAGGCAGCAGUCCCAGCCUCAGGGACUGGGGGCGAGUCUAGCGGCCUUAUGGACCUCCUGGAGGAGAAGGCGGACCUGAGGGAGCAUGUGGACAAACUGGAACUUGGAUUCAUCCAGUACCGGAGAGAGAGAUGCCAUCAGAAAGUACAUCGCCUUCUAACAGAGCCAGGGGACAGUGCCAAAGAUGCGGCACUGGGAGGAGGCCAUCAUCAGGCUGGCCCAGGACAAGGAGGAGAGGAAGGUGAAGCUGCUGGAGCUGCAGGAGAUGGUGUUGCGGCUUAUGGCAACUACAGCGAGGGGCACGGCAAAUUCCUGGCCGCUGCCCGGAACCCUGCUGCUGAACCCAGUCCAGGAGCCCCAGCCCCCCAGGAGCUCGGGGCUGCCGACAAGCAUGGUGAUCUUUGUGAGGUGAGCCUCACCAACAGCGUGGAGCCUGCACAAGGAGAAGCCAGGGAGGGUUCUUCCCAGGACAACCCUACUGCACAGCCAAUCGUGCAGCUCCUUGGUGAGAUGCAGGACCACCAGGAGCACCCAGGCUUGGGCAGCAACUGCUGUGUGCCAUGCUUUUGCUGGGCUUGGCUGCCGAGAAGAAGGAGAUAAACACCACCAUCAUCAAAGAGCUGCUCAAGAAAUUUUUAAAAACGAAACAAAGUUAUGGGGUUAAUCUCCUACACAAUUCAUUUACUUCAUUUGAAUGUUAGAGCUACUCAUGAUUAUUUGUGUUUCUAAUUUGUAGUUUAAGUUUAUUUGUAAAAAGUUAAAAGAGAGUGGGUCUCUGUGGCUCUCACUGAUGUUCACUCUGGCAUCCUUUAGCAUUUUUCUUUUUCCAUUUCAUAAUUGUAGGUCAUUAGCAUGCAUAUCGAGUUUGCCCUUACGUGGUGGGAGUUCAAACACACAAAGACCCACUCUUUGCACAAAACUGUUCUCGCUGGUUUGGAAUAGGCUCCCGUGCUUUUUUAAUGUUAUUGCAGCAUGUAUGUUCAUUACAGAAUUCAGAUAAAAUUUGCUAAUGUUCUGCUAUGAUGUUUGAUCUCAUCUUAAUCACAGUGAGCUCUUCAAUAGCUCAAUAUGCGGUUUGCCCCCAAGUGUGCACUGUUUAUUACUUUGUAAUAUGCCACUAUGAGUACUGACAUUUAGAGCUGUUUAAAGGCCGAGAACUGGAAACAGCCUUUCCUCCAUUUUCUGUGUAUUGGUGAUGGGAGUGAUAACCUUUUGGGGGAGCUUUCUAAAUCUCACAGAAGAGGAAAGUGGCCUGCUCUGGCAGAUAUGUGCAGGAUACAGUGUGUUUCAUCUGUUCCGGUGCCAAGAAUGAGCACUGUACUGUGGCAGUUCCCUUUGGAUUUGUAUGUGCUCUGGGCUCAUGAAGAUACUGCAUCAUGAGCUGCAGCAGUUGUACUCUUUUUCAAUGACCUAAAAAGGGCUUAUUUCCGAGGAAUGAAAGGCUGCCAUCAUUGGCUGUGGAUGUGGAAAACCUUUCCUAGCUUAGAGCAUUUGUAUCUACAAUACAUUUUAAAGUCAGAGUUCAUGUUACCUGUCUUAAUCACAUGACUACGUGUCCCAGUACACAAAAGGGCGCUGGUUGGCAUUCUUCUUAAUGUGUUUAGUAAAGAUCAUAAGAAAUCCUUUAAGAGUUUAAAUGUCUCUGAAACAGGCAUACAGGCUCUAGUCAAGAAUGAAUUAGAGUGAAGGAAAGCUGUGUGACACCUGGCAUUCCUCUCUGUUCACGGAGAUUCUUUGAGGCUUGAAGAUUGAUUUUACCAUCUAGACCUCUCUGGCUAAUACCUAUUCUUCAACCACCUCCGUUACUCUGACAUAGGAAUUUACUUCUUUUCCUUGAGUGGAAAACACUUUAGAAAAUAAUAACAAACAUUAUUCUAAACUAAUAUAUGUGAGAUACUUAGUUGAAACAAAAAGGAAUUUUAGUAGACAGCAUUAUAUUAUCUUUGAAAAUCAAGGAGAAGUUUAUGCAACUUAAAAUGUUUACACACUGUGGUGCAAUCUGUUUGUGAAUGUCAGUGUAUUAUCAGGAAACAUGUCUAUACGAUCGCAGAGUUGUAUUUCCUCACAAACUUCUUUACGAAGAGUGAAAUACGUUUUUGUACCUCUCAGUUUCAGUCAGGGACAUAUUUUGUGCAAUAUUUCUGUGAUUGUGCCUAUGCGUGAUGAAUGAAUGCAUUUCAGUCAUACAUUGCCUAAAUCAUAACUUGAUGAUGCUUGGGAAAGAAUCAACAGUUAAAACUUCAUGAAGUUCUAAUGUCUGUGUUCCAAAACACAUCACAUUAUUAGGUUGUAGGGACAUAUGUAUGUGUGCUCCCUGGGGUGGGGAGUUUUCUAGUUACUAGACCAUCUCCAUUUUUAGCACUUGGCGUCCUCAUGAUCCUUUUAUAAAUGUGAGAUUAACAGGAGAGCAGCAAUACGAUUUUGCCAAUGGAAUAACAGAUUUGCUGGCAUUCACUGAAAGAGGGCAGAUAUUGGGUCCUUGUAACUUCAACUGACUCUUCCAAAUUGUAUGAAUUUAUCAAUGUAUUACAUAAAUCCAGUUUCAGAAUGAUAAAAAAUGUUAGACCAAAUAAUGCGGCUAAUUAACAGUCGUAUGAUUUCUAGUCCGUGGGUUUAAAACUGUAUCUUAAAGAGUCAUUUUAAAAUAAUAUAAAUAUUAAAAAAUGUAACUGAUAUCUUAAUGUUCUGAAAUAAAACAUUUUAAAAUAUGAAUCCUGUAGUUUAAAAGGAAGAAAUGGUGGGAAGGAAAAGUAGAGAAAGAAAUGCCAAUUCCAGGCCAAAGCUUUAUUUGCCAAGUUUUCUUAGAAUGAAUUUUACCAGUGUAUGAGUUCUUGUUAACAGAAUGUGUAAUGGAAAUACUGAAAGACUUUUGCCUAAAGUGGCAUUAUUGACUGCUGGUGUGAUGCUACUGUAAUGUAAUAAAUUUUUAAAUUGUUGCAAAGUGCUA
Molecule: messenger RNA, 4878 nt
Organism: Gorilla gorilla gorilla (western lowland gorilla)
Lineage: Eukaryota; Metazoa; Chordata; Mammalia; Primates; Hominidae
Product: golgin subfamily A member 8B-like
Biological process (GO): Golgi organization
Cellular component (GO): Golgi cis cisterna; Golgi apparatus; Golgi cisterna membrane
Molecular function (GO): protein binding
Source: RefSeq, a predicted model, not a curated record